This is a messenger RNA of Dunckerocampus dactyliophorus (ringed pipefish), 4101 nucleotides long. It is a transcript of the gene lrfn1, whose product is annotated as leucine rich repeat and fibronectin type III domain containing 1. The record is from RefSeq and is a predicted model, not a curated record. Lineage: Eukaryota; Metazoa; Chordata; Actinopteri; Syngnathiformes; Syngnathidae. Gene Ontology annotation, molecular function: protein binding. The transcript is spliced from 5 exons. Bases 989 to 3268 code for a protein of 759 amino acids.
UCCAGACAUCAUGGCGUGACAGCAGCUUCUCAUUUUCGCAGGUGUUCAUGAGACGCAUUCUCAAAGAUUUUGCCUGCAUUGCUCUGCUCUGGGACUCGGUGACAUUCCUGGUAUUAGUCAGCCUCCUCCUCCUCUUUCUCAUCUUCCUGCACGGAUGUCAACUCAGUGCGCGCACGGCCACGCGUAAGGGGUAGGGGGAAAAAAACACCGUGUUACCAAAACCUUGGGCGGGAUUCCAUCAUCGUUGCGCACCAGGCGAAGGGAAGUUCGAGGAGCUUCACAGACUGCACCUCGGUGCACUAAUUGGCUCUUUUGAUAUUUUGGUUACCUGCUUUUCCUCUUCACGUCAGCGCAUCGCUCCCCGUCCGUCUAUCUGCACUGCCAUCCUCGAACACGCGUGGGGUUUAUUGGAAAUACUGUUUCUAUGAAGCCAAACCUCAUGCGUGGGGACGAAUAGGAUGCGCAUUGGUCCUUGAACGCACCUCGGACGCAAAUCCCUCUCGAAAGGACUCUGGAGCUCUUUUUUUUGGAUUUAUCUAAUCCUCAAGAGGGUCGUUGUUGGAUUGUAAAGUGUUUUUCUUCUCAUUCGAAAGCACAUCAUUGGGACUUUAGCAGUGACACUCCAGCUCGUAUCUUUUGGAUCUUUCAGCAGCUUCACUAAACAACGUUUUUUUUUUACCCCUUCGACCACCACCACGGCGUGAAUUUGGAAUAAAUUAGAGAUUGGACAAAGUGAGACAGGACACGAGGGGCUCAUGCCAGACCCAACAUCAACUCUUCAUUAGUGUCACUUUUUGGCUACCUUCAAGUCAAACCCCAGGAAGAGAAUCCGAAGGGGCUCGAUUGUGGUGAUUGUGUGGGUGGUGCUUUUUCGUGACACACUACCAGCCCUUAGCGGGGAGUCGGCAUCCACCUGAAGGGGACACAGAUCUGAGACCCGCAAUGGCGACCACAGCUUGAUAUUUGUGGACUGGGAACCUGAUCAAGAAUGGAGCGGCUGAUUCUGUGUGUGCUGCUGUGUGCCGCCUUGGUGAAGGGCUACAGUUGUCCGGGCCGCUGCAUCUGCCAGCACCUGUCGCCAACGCUGACGCUCCUCUGUGCCAAGGCGGGCCUCUUGUUCGUACCGCCCACCAUCGACCGCAAGACUGUGGAGUUGCGCCUCACAGACAACUUCAUCACCGUCAUCCGCAAGAAGGACUUUUUCAACAUGACCAGUUUGGUUCACCUCACUUUGUCCCGCAACACCAUCAGCCAGAUCACGCCCCACGCCUUCUUAGGCCUGCGCUCGCUCCGGGCGCUGCACAUGGACGGGAACCGCCUCAGCGUCAUCAAGUCCGACCAUUUCAAAGGUCUGAGCAAUCUGCGGCACCUCAUCCUGGGGAACAACCAGAUCCACCAAGUUGCUUCCACCUCUUUUGAUGAGUUUGUCUCGACCAUCGAGGACCUGGAUCUUUCUAACAACAACCUGCGCAGCCUACCCUGGGAAGCCAUCGCCCGGAUGACCAACAUUAACACUCUCACCCUGGACCACAACCUGAUUGACCACAUCGUCACCGGCACUUUUACCCUGCUCACCAAGCUGGUCCGCCUGGACAUGACAUCCAACAGGCUGCAGAAGCUGCCGCCCGACAGCUUGUUCCAGCACGCUCAGGUUCUGUCCGACGCCAAGGGUUCCAGCUCCUCCACCCUGGCCGUCAGCUUCGGGGGGAACCCGCUUCACUGUAACUGUGAGCUGCUGUGGCUCCGCAGGCUCACCAGAGAGGACGACUUGGAGACAUGCGCCUCACCGGAACAUCUCAUGGAUAAGUACUUCUGGUCCAUACAAGAGGAGGAGUUCAUCUGUGAGCCACCGUUGAUCACCAGACACCUCUCCACGAAGCCCUACGUGAUGGAAGGACAGGGAGUCACACUUAAAUGCAAAGCGGUGGGCGAUCCCGACCCGGAGAUACACUGGCGUUCACCCGACGGCAAGCUGGUGCACAAUAACUCCCGCACCAUCCUGUAUGAAAAUGGUACCCUUGAUAUUCUCAUCACCACCCUGAAGGACAGCGGCGCGUUCAACUGUGUGGCGUCCAACGCUGCAGGCAUCGCCACGGCUGCCGUGGAGAUCAACAUGAUCCCCUUGCCCUUGUUUGUUAACAACACGGGCCACAUGCGCGAAGACCCGGGCCUCUCAGACAUCACCACCUCCUCCAAGUCGGGCAAUGACACCAAGGGCUACGAAAAGCAGGACAGGAGAGUAGUGGUCACCGAGCUCACAUCCUCCUCGGCCGUGAUCCGAUGGCCGUCCGAGCGCCACAUCCCCGGCAUCAGGAUGUACCAGAUCCAGUACAACAGCACCGCUGAUGACACGCUGGUGUACAGGAUGAUACCAUCCACCAGCAAGAACUUCCUGAUCAAUGACCUGGCAGCGGGGCGCGAGUACGAUCUGUGCGUGCUGGCGGUCUACGACGACGGCAUCACAUCGCUGACAGCCACGCGUGUGGUCGGGUGCAUCCAGUUCCACACGGCCACCGAGGUCAGCCAGUGCCGCUUCAUGCACAGCCAGUUCCUGGGUGGCACCAUGAUCAUCAUCAUCGGAGGCAUCAUUGUGGCGUCGGUGCUGGUGUUCAUCGUCAUCCUGAUGAUCCGUUACAAAGCUUACAGCGGCCCGGAGGACGGCAAAGCCAAAGCGGGCUCCGCAAUGCCUUCCCAGGCAGUGAAUGGCAGCCACCAGCAGCUCCAUCGCUCGGCCUCCAAGCAGCCUUCGGAUGAGGGUCAGCAUGAGGCCCAGCCUCCUAAAGAAUGCAUGGCGCUGGUGCUGAAGGUGGACAAUGACAAGAAAGAGGACGCCACAGCUCCCUCUGCUGUCCUGGAGGUGGAGCUGCCUCCGCCGACAGCCAACAAGAUGAAGCGAAGGACCAGCCUGGACGCGCCGCGCUUCGUCCUGCCGUUCGAGGACACGCAGACAGACAGCAGCCUCACGGGCUCCACCAUGUCGCUGUGCCUCAUCGGCCCCAACGCCGGCCCUGCCGAAGCCCCGCGUCUCAAAGACAAAAAGGGCGCGCUCGCCAACGUGGGACUGCUCCCGAGUGAGCUGGCACGAACUCGGCACAGAUUCUCCUUCGACGGGGGGGACUACUCCAUAUUUCAGAGUCACAGUUACCCCCGGCGGGCGAGGACGAGGUGGCACCGCUCCACCAACCAGCUCGACAACGAGUCAUCGCCCCUCGCCAACCGCAGGGUGACGUUUAGCAGCACCGAGUGGAUGCUGGAGAGCACGGUGUAGGACACACGUUGUAAAAAUAAGUCCGGCACACACAUUUUAUUCGCAAAACUCUCUUUGAGCCUGCUGGAGGAACCACGCAACAAAAAAACACACAUUGCCCUUCAUCCCGCCUCCCCAUGAGAGGUUUGUCAGCCAUGUCCUUUCUUCUUUAACGCAGCAGUGCCUUAAUUCUCUAAAGAAAAAAAAAACGUACGAAUAGAGGAUGCUGCUCACUGUCGUCACAAACCUGCCUCUCCAUCAGUUCCUUUUGUUUGUUUUUAGCGUCUUUGUGACACGCCGAGACAGUGUGGCGUUUGUACGUGUUUUUCUUUCCUUGUUCUUAAAAAAAGACAAAACAAUAGAAAAAAGAAAUAGUGUGACUUUAAAGUGAAAAGAGCCAGGUGUCUUGUUAUGUCCAUCAUGUUUUGGGUUCUCUUACAAACUUGUGCACAGAAGACACGAAGAUACACGGACAUGUAUCAACACCAGUCCAUACAGUAAUAAUUUCAAGACAAAAACAAAAAACAAAAAAAGAAGAGCAGUAUUUUACACAUGCUGAUUUCUAACAACGCCCGUCGGACUGGAUGAUGUUAAAUAGCUCUUGUUCCAGAUAUGACUGUAUAUUAUCUGGCUGGUCUAGAUCAAAAGACAACGACAACAACAACAAAAAAAGACCUAUAUAAGUAUAUUCAAACAUUGGUGUAUGUGUACUAACUAUGUAAAGUAAGUAAGUCAUAUGUCACAUGACUUUUUACAAAGCAUUUGGGUGUUGGCUGCAAGUUUUUACAUUAAAAACCUGUGUCAUCACACCUCUGUCUGUCAAAUGCUGGGCCUUUUAUGCAUGGGUGAUGUGU